Molecule: messenger RNA, 312 nt
Organism: Protopolystoma xenopodis
Lineage: Eukaryota; Metazoa; Platyhelminthes; Monogenea; Polystomatidea; Polystomatidae
Source: the annotation of a GenBank genome assembly
AUGUUAGAGCAAUUUACUGCCAUGCGAGAUUUAUACAUAAAAAAUGGACAGGGAUUUGCGCUGUGCUACGCUAUAACGUCCCAAUCCUCGUUCAAUGACCUCUUAGAGCUGCACCAACAGAUUCUUCGCGUCAAGGAUACCAGUGAUGUACCCAUGAUCCUUGUAGGAAAUAAAUGUGACGUGGAGCCUGAAAGAGUUGUUGGUCGUGAACAAGGCCAAAACCUUGCCUCACGAUGGAAUUGCUCUUUUAUGGAGACAUCCGCCAAGGCUAAAGUAAACGUGAACGAGGUAUAUGUGCAGAUUAUCGAAUAA